GAAACUGGAUUCCCAAUUUCUCAAGUUUUGCCGCAUGGUUCAUAUCUGAUGAAUCCAGGUUCAUCUGAUGCAGAAAAAUUGCGAAAGAGUAGGGAAGCUAUGCUUGAUGAAUGCAAGCGUUGUGAACGUCUAGGAAUUCUCUACUACAAUUUCCACCCAGGUUCAACCACCGCCUCGUGUACUGUAGCGGAAUGUCUUAAAACAGUGGCUACCACUAUUGAUUACAUUAUUGACAAUACUGACUUCAUUAUAAUGGUGAUUGAGACCAUGGCCGGUCAAGGCAAUACUGUUGGGUCUACUUUUGAAGAAAUUCGUGACAUAAUAUCCAUGGUGAAAAAGAAAGAGCGUGUAGGUGUUUGUAUUGAUACUUGCCAUAUAUUUGCUGCAGGAUAUGACAUUCGUUCAAAAAAUGGCUACGAAGAGACGAUGAAAAGAUUUAAUGACGUUGUUGGACUGCAAUACCUCAAGGCGAUACAUCUUAACGACUCCAAGGGCAGCGUUGGUUGCCGUGCGGACCGUCACGAGAAUAUUGGUAGGGGUAAGAUUGGAUUAAGCGGAUUCAAGCACAUUAUGAACGACGAACGACUUGAUGGCAUGCCACUGAUUCUGGAAACUCCCGCAGGAAACUAUACUAACGAGAUGAUCACUCUUUAUUCACUUUAG
Angiostrongylus costaricensis is the source of this 663-nucleotide messenger RNA. Lineage: Eukaryota; Metazoa; Nematoda; Chromadorea; Rhabditida; Metastrongylidae. The record is from the annotation of a GenBank genome assembly.